GAGUACACCUGCCCGAGAUGUGAAUCCGGCUUUAUCGAGGAAGUCACGGAUGAUUCCAGUUUUCUAGAUGGCAGCGGCAUAGACGACAGCCCAUCCACACAGUUUGCAGAGCUUUGGGACCAUUUGGACCACACGAUGUUCUUUCCCGACUUCAGACCCUUUCUGAGUAGCAGCUCCCUGGAUCAGGACAGCAGGGACAACGAGAGGGGCCACCAAGCCCACGCCGACCUCUGGGGACCAAGCCGACCCCCGCGAUUGCCCAUGACGCGGAGGUACAGAUCCCGGGGCAGCUCCCGCCCCGACAGGUCUCCCGCCAUCGAAGGAAUAAUCCAGCAGAUCUUUGCAGGGUUUUUUGCAAACUCGGCGAUUCCUGGCUCCCAACACCCUUUCUCCUGGAGUGGGAUGCUGCACUCGAAUCCCGGGGACUAUGCAUGGGGACAGAGUGGCCUCGAUGCGAUCGUCACCCAGCUCCUGGGGCAGCUGGAAAACACGGGCCCACCUCCGGCCGACAAAGAGAAGAUCUCCUCUCUCCCGACAGUGACAGUAACUCAGGAACAAGUCG
Molecule: messenger RNA, 562 nt
Organism: Tauraco erythrolophus (red-crested turaco)
Lineage: Eukaryota; Metazoa; Chordata; Aves; Musophagiformes; Musophagidae
Source: RefSeq, a predicted model, not a curated record